CAUCUAAAAAGCGUGGGCGGCUAAACUUCUUUAGCAAACGUAAGAUAUAUAAUCAUAUAUCGAGGAAGACAACAAGUCACAUGAAGCAUCGCUUUACGUUAAUCCGGAAGUUUUUUCCUUUCUCCAGUUGCAUUCUGGGUAGUCGUAAAACGCACGAAAUACUCUCGCCGCUGAUUCAUUGGUCGCACGUUGCAGAAGCUUGAAAGUUUGAAGACCGCGGAAAUCAACAAAGAACAACUUCAAAUUAAGGAUCUCUGCAAAUAUGUCCAUCGGCGUGCCCAUCAAGAUCCUGCAUGAAGCAGAGGGUCACAUUGUGACCUGUGAGACCAACACUGGUGAAGUGUACAGAGGCAAGCUCAUUGAGGCUGAGGACAACAUGAACUGCCAGAUGUCCAAUAUCACUGUGACUCAUCGGGAUGGCCGUGUAGCCCAACUAGAGCAGGUCUACAUCCGGGGCAGCAAGAUUCGCUUCCUGAUUUUACCGGACAUGUUAAAGAAUGCUCCUAUGUUGAAGAGCAUGAAAAACAAGAACCAGGGCACCGGAGCAGGAAGGGGGAAGGCAGCCAUUCUCAAAGCCCAGGUGGCUGCAAGAGGACGGGGUCGUGGUGGAGGAAUUGGAAGAGGAACCAUUUUCCAGAAGAGGCGAUAGUAUCUGCAAUGGUUAAUUAAAAAAGAUCGCAUGGUAGUGUUUUUAAUGUUUUUUUUCUUAAGAGAAUACUUUUUUUCCUUUAGCCAGACUUUUACAUUUUCCAAGACGGACACGUGUUUUUGACAUUGUAUUUUUUUUUUUAUAUAUAUAAAUGUAUAUUUGUAAUAAAUUGUCGGUUCCCCUGUCUGCUAACUUCUA
Oncorhynchus kisutch (coho salmon) is the source of this 847-nucleotide messenger RNA. RefSeq names its product small nuclear ribonucleoprotein Sm D3. Lineage: Eukaryota; Metazoa; Chordata; Actinopteri; Salmoniformes; Salmonidae. Gene Ontology annotation, biological process: RNA processing; spliceosomal snRNP assembly. The record is from RefSeq and is a predicted model, not a curated record. The coding region runs from base 263 to 649 and encodes 128 amino acids. Gene Ontology annotation, molecular function: RNA binding. The transcript is spliced from 4 exons. Gene Ontology annotation, cellular component: spliceosomal complex.